Molecule: messenger RNA, 20074 nt
Organism: Podarcis lilfordi (Lilford's wall lizard)
Lineage: Eukaryota; Metazoa; Chordata; Lepidosauria; Squamata; Lacertidae
Source: the annotation of a GenBank genome assembly
CUUUAAGUCUUGGUAAAGCCAAAAGCAGUUAACAGUCAGACUGCAUCUCAGCCCUGUCAAGAUGGAUCUCCAUAACAGGUGAUGAAUAGUUUUAUUUGAGGGAUAUAUUAACUUUUACUAUUGGUGAAAAGUUUUAGGUUGGUUUGCCAGUUUGUAAGCCAUCAAGUUGAGGCUAAUAGAUAUACAGUCACAACUCUGUACCCAUCAAAUAAUCAACUUUAUAUGUGACUUUGGGACUGAUUCAUACAACCACAUUUCCUUUCUCCACUCUAUAGCAGCUUUUUUCUGUAUUUGGAAAAAAUAACCCAGAAGAAAAGAUAAUGUCAGGGAACUGCCAUCGGAAGGAAGGGAGGUGAAAGGGCUCACACAGGUUGGGAGAGACUCAGCAGCUGAAGAGGGAACCAGUAGGGGGAGAGGAGCUGAGCUGAGGGAAAGUGAGCUGGAGGGAUGGCUCAGAGACACUUCCAGCGAAAACAGUGGGGAGGUUUCAGGACCUCCUGUAGGAACACCCACUCCUCGCCGGAAACUGUCACGCAGAGAGUCCAGAAGACGUGUUUCCGUUAAGGAGCUUUUAUGUUGGAAGCGAUUCCGAAAGCAACCACUGUCGGAAUCUGCUAGUGACUAGAGGAGCCAUGUCUGAGGGGCUCCGUCACAGACAGAGGUUUGUGGACUUGAACAAACUCUGAGGGGAUACUAUUUUACGCACAAGCAGCUCAUCAUCCCAUCACAGCAUUCCGACAGUCUUUGAAAGCAGCUUGUGCAGGAGAAGGCAUCAUGAGCAACCCAGCCGGAACCGGAGAAGCAGGAGCUGGAGCGGGUCCAAGCCUGGAAGAAAGGUACCGGGUGUUGGAGGUCCAGCUAGCGCUGCAGACGGCGAGGCUUGAGGAGAGGAGGGCUCAGGAUGCAGACAAAAGGGAAAGCCACCCAGCUCGCCAGAAAGGUACCAGGAUUGGUGCAGAAGUUUGGGGGGGAGCCCAAAGACUAUCAUGGCUUUCGGACAGAGAUGCAAUAUGCCCUCAAUCUGCAGUUUGAUGAAUUCCUGACGAGGAAUCACGAGUGGCUUUCGUGAUUGGGCAUCUUGAAAAGGGGGCGAGAGACUGGGUUAGACCCUGAUGGCAGCGAAUAGUGACGUCCUAAAGGACACGAUGAAGUUCUUUCGCGCCAUGGAUCUGAUGUUUUCCAGCGAUAUUGAACAGGGAGUGGUGCGCAGACAGUUAAUGGCUUGCAAACAGGGGAGCCGAUCUGUCCGUGAGUACUGGACUGAGUUCACCAUGCUGGUUCACAGAUUGGGGUGGGACUUAUCGGCGGAACCCAUUCAAAUGCUCUUUGAAGAAGGGCUUUCUUCGGCUGUGAAAGACGAACUUUCCCGGGCGCCCAGGGCGGAGUCUAUGGACCAGCUGACCAAAUCAGCGCUGACCAUAGGAGCGCGCCAGGAGGCGAGAGCAUUGGAGAGGCGGGAAGGGAAGGGGAACGUUGGAAGGAGUUCCGCAUUCCAGACAUUCCAGAGCCAACUUUCCCGCCGGCAGAGCCGAUGGAAAUCGGAACAGCAGCGCGCGCGCAGUUUCAAAGCCCAGUGAGGGGGAAAGAAGGAGGGAAAACGCGCCCGGAAAUGCUAUCUCUGCCAACAGCCAGGUCACUUUGCCAGAGUCUGCCCUCAGAGGAAGGAAUGGCAAGGGAUGGUAGGAGCUGUGGAGGGAAGAGAGGAAGAAAUACCGGAGCAAGUAAAGCCAACGCCUGGCUGCCACCGUCGGGGCACAGCAGCCAGGCCAAAGAGCAGUGAGAGUGCCCACGCCAGAACCUCCUAAACCCGCCCUAGUGAUAGAAGUGGCGCUAGAGCUGCCAAACGGACACCCUCUAAAGAUAAAGGCGCUGUUGGACUCAGGCAGCUCCUGCAAUUUCAUGAGCAAAGAGUUUGCAGCUGAACACCAGAUACAGACGAUCCUUUAAGCAACCCCUGCAGGUGACCACGAUCGAUGGCAGGGAGCUGUUGGGAGGAGAAGUCAGCUUGCAGACCGUCCCAAUGAUAAUGAAGGUGGCAAGGCACACCGAACUGAUAGCGUUUAAUGUGGCCACCUUGGGAGGAGCUCCCAUUAUAUUGGGGAUGAGCUGGCUAGCGUUACAUGAUCCGCUGGUGGGCUGGCAUCAGAGAGUGGUUUCUUUUGGUUCAGCACAUUGCUUAGAACACUGCAAAGAGGGAAAGGGUUUGGCAGGGGCCCAAGCCACCCUAGCAGGGACUGAAGUAACGGAGAACGUGAAGGUACCACGACAAUACGCAGAUCUCCGCGACGUCUUCAGCGAAAGGGAAGCUGACCAACUACCCCCGCAUAGACCCUUUGACUGUCAAAUCAAUUUACUCCCUGGGGCACAGCUCCCUGUAGGCAAGCUGUACGCCAUGUCAGACAGAGAGAUGCAGGAGCUAAGAGAGUUCAUUGACAAGAACCUGAAGAGAGGGUUCAUCAGAGAGUCCAGGGCGGUGGGGGCAGCCCAGUGUUUUUGUGGAUAAGAAAACACGAACAAGCCGAGGCUGGUGUGUGACUUCAGGGCCUUAAAUGCAGUGUCAGAACCAGUGGCCUUCCCUAUGCCCAGGAUUGACGACAUUUUGACAAGGGUGCGGAAGGGAAAGAUUUUCACAAAGCUGGACCUAAGGGGGGCGUACAACCUGAUACGAAUAAGGAAGGGGGAUGAAUGGAAAACCACCCUGUUCACCCCUUUAGGGGCAUUUGAAUAUUUGGUUAUGCCCUUCGGCCUACAAGCAGGCUCCGCAGCCUUUCAAUCGUUUAUGAACCACGUCCUGGGGCCUUUGCUUUACAAGAAUUGUGUGGCCUUCUUAGACGACGUGUUGGUGUAUUCUGAGAAUGAGGAGCAGCAUGUGAAAGACGUCAGAGAAGUGUUGAGCAGGCUGCAAGCCAACCAGCUGUGGGUGAAACUGGAGAAGUGUCAGUUUCAUACCAAGGAGGUGGAAUUCCUGGGGUAUCGCCUGUCAGACAAGGGAUUGGCCAUGGAUCCCGGCAAGGUCCAGGCGGUGCUGGAAUGGAAAACACCCAAAACAAGGAAGGAUGUGCAGAGGUUCCUAGGAUUUGGGAACUUCUAUCGUAAGUUCAUCCGAAACUUUGCCCAACUGACGGCGCCCAUUACGGACUGUCUCAGCAGUAAGAAGAAGUUCGUUUGGACUGAGGAGGCGGAGCGAGCAUUUGAGGAACUAAAAGGGCCUUCGCCUCGGAACAACAACUCCUGCAUGUGGAUUUACAAAACCGAUGAGAGUGGAAACUGACGCAUCAGACAGAGCGAUUGGGGCGGUGCUUCUGCAGCCAGGGAAGGAGGAGUCAGAGUGGAGACCGUGUGCUUUUUUUCGCGAAAGCUGAACAAAUCCGAGAGGAACUACACGGUGUAUGACCGAGAACUACUAGCCAUUCAUGAGGCGUUCCGGAGAUGGAGGCACCUGCUAAUUGGCGCACAACAUAAGGUGCAAGUGUGCACUGACCACAAGAACCUAGAGUAUUGGAGGACGGCACGAGUGCUCAACCAACGGCAAGUGAGAUGGGCCCAGGAGUUCUCCAAAUUUAACUUUGAGAUUGGUUACGUGCCAGGCCCAGAGAACAUUAGGGCGGACGCUCUCUCACGCAAACCUGAAUAUUUGGAGGGGAGGAGCACCCGAAGAGAGACAUGUCAUUCCAGAGGACCGCUGGGUGUGUGGGGCGGCAUUGGUGGGACAAAGAGAACUGGUAGAGGAAACAGAGAAUGAUGAAUACGCCCAGAAUAAGCUCAGAGGUCUUAGGGGUGAGGGAGAGGAACCAGGGGUUUCGAGGAAAGAAAUGGAGCUUUGUAUUACAAAGGGCACUGUAUAUCCCUGAAGGAGACUUAAGGGGAGGGUACUCAAGCAGUUGCACGACAGCCCUACGGCGGGCAUUUUGGACAACACAAAACCAUGUGGUUGGUCACCAGGGAAUUUUGGUGGCCUAAGGUGAGGGAAGAUGUACGUGAGUAUGUAAGAGGGUGCGAGCAAUGCCAGCGAGCCAAAGGGGAAAGGCGGGCGCCGGCGGGGCUAUUAGAACCCUUACCAACCCCAGAACGACCUUGGGAGGCAGUGUCGAUAGAUUUUAUGACUGAUCUGCCGAAGUCCAAAGGGAAAACAGCCAUCAUGGUGGUGGUAGACCUACUAACAAAGAUGUGCCACUUUGUAGCUUGCUCGCAUGCAGUCACGGCGGAAGAGACAGCGAAGUUAUUUGUAGAACACAUUUUUAGGUUGCACGGAGUGCCAUUGAGGGUGGUCUCAGACCGAGGAAAACAAUUUACUUCCAGGUUCUGGAGGAAGCUCAUGAGCUUACUGCAGGUGGAGGUCAAUUUUUCGACUGCCCGGCACCCUGAAACCAACGGGCAGGCGGAAAGAGCAAACGGUGUCCUCCAGCAAUACCUGAGGUGUUAUGUCAAUGACAGAGAGAAUGACUGGGUAGAAAAGUUGGCGCUGGCGGAAUUUGCCUACAACAAUGCCGAGAAUGUGUCCACAGGGAUGAGCCCCUUCUUGGCUAAUUAUGGGUGUCAUCCCAGGGCUUUCCCAGGGGGAGAUGGGGAGAGAUGGAGCGUCCCGGCAGCCGAGCAUUUUGUGGAAGAAAUGGAAGCAAUCCAUCGUCAGCUCCAACUCAACUUAGAAAGGGCGAAGGAAGAAUACAAGAGGCAGGCAGACAAGAACCGAAGGGAAGGUGAAACCAUAAGGGUGGGAGAUAGGGUGUGGCUGUCAACCCAAGGGCUGCCGCUCAAAGGAGGUUGUAAGAAAUUAAGACCCAGGAGGUUGGGUCCCUUUGAGGUCAUUCAACAGGUCAACCCAGUGGCUUUCAGGCUCCGGUUACCCAACCACAUGAAACUGCACCCAGUAUUUCACAGGUCGUUACUGUCACCGUACGAAGGGGGACGAGAAGGGAUGGCCACUCGGGGACCGGUCAUAGAAGAAAGAGAAUGCAGCAGCCAUGUGGCAGAAAUCCUCGACGCCAGGUGGAAGGGGGAUCAGGUGGAGUAUUUGGUAGCGUGGGAAGGAGAACCGGAGUCAGAAAACACUUGGGUAAUGGCCGAAGAUAUCAAUGACGAGGUAUUGAUAGAAACGUUCCAUCAAAGGUUCCCAAGGAAACCUCAGCCUGUGGAGAGGUUCCGGAGGGAAUACUUUGGGACCACUGAUGAGGAGGAGGAGUUGGAAGGAUUCCCGGACUCGGAAGGGGAGGGGAGAUGGACUCUGAGGAGGAGGAGUACUUCGAGACCAGGAACCGCAACAGGUGGAGAGAAGUGUUCGAGACAUCGGAAGAUGAAGGAAGUUCAUUCCGGGUUUUGCCUCCUCACCGCCCGUAGAGGAGGGGGCGAGAGGGGGUGAAAGGGGCCCUGGAGGGGAGGUGGAUGUCAGGGAACUGCCAUCGGAAGGAAGGGAGGUGAAAGGGCUCACACAGGUUGGGAGAGACUCAGCAGCUGAAGAGGGAACCAGUAGGGGAGAGGAGCUGAGCUGAGGGAAAGUGAGCUGGAGGGAUGGCUCAGAGACACUUCCAGCGAAAACAGUGGGGAGGUUUCAGGACCUCCUGUAGGAACACCCACUCCUCGCCGGAAACUGUCACGCAGAGAGUCCAGAAGACGUGUUUCCGUUAAGGAGCUUUUAUGUUGGAAGCGAUUCCAAAGCAACCACUGUCGGAAUCUGCUAGUGACUAGAGGAGCCAUGUCUGAGGGGCUCCGUCACAGACAGAGGUUUGUGGACUUGGACAAACUCUGAGGGGAUACUAUUUUACGCACAAGCAGCUCAUCAUCCCAUCACAGAUAAGGAAACAAAUAAGAUCUGAAUGAGUAUGGUGAGGAUCUAAGCUUUACAAGUGAGGGGGCUAGGAGGAUGAUCCAGCAUAGGAAUGGUGGGUGUUUCAUAUUAUUGAAUUCCUGUUCCACAAAGAAGAAGCCUACACGGGAAUAAUGUCCAAUGCAUAAUUCUGCUGGUAUUAUUAUUAUUACUAUUAUUUUUAUGUGGGUGUACUGGUUUUCCAAAUAAAAAUUCAUGUGAGGUAGCUUACGUAUUAAGAGUACACUAGCUAUAACUCCCAAAGAGCAAUUUAAUUUCCAACUUCUAUACCACAAAGUUAAUAAAUGCAGCAGUAUUAGAUCCUAAAGGCCCCGCUUCCUGGUGUUACUUAAACAUAUUCUGCAAGGCCUUCUAAAAACAAAUAAACAGUAAUGCAGGGGUUGAGCACAUUGCCUGGAAGUAAUGUUAGAAAGUAUCUGGGAAAAAUUAUUAGAAUCAAAUUGGAGACUCCCCUUCUAUGGAUGGAAUACCUAUUCAAAUGAAGGGCAGUAUAAGGACAUAUGAUUCUGUUGAACAAGAUGUAGUAAGUCACUAUGGGGGUUUUUUUUCUGCAACAGUAUCUAUUUUCUUCUCUUGCUUGCUUUAGGAAUAACUCCCCUCUUUCCUUAUCUCUUACCGGAGCCACAUAUCUGUUUUUCCCACCUGUAGAAUCUAGGAUCAGAUGAUAUCUGCCUCCUAGCCCGUUCUGAAAUUACUCUGCACGCCAUGAGUAUCAACAAAUCUGCACUGGUCCUAAAGACAGUUAGCAGGUAUCAGCAGGAUUUCUGCGAGGCACAAUUAUUUUCAAACAUUUAAUCCCAUAUGUGAUUUUCUCUCAUAUACUGGGCAACGCUGGAUUUUUGAAGCACCACAAUACCUUGGGUGAAACUUAGAUGAAUAUUAUUAUGACAUCAAAGUAUUUGGUGCAGAAGUGGGAUUAGAGUUAGAGUGGCUUAGCAGGGAUGGGGAAGUUUGAUGGUACAGGGGAGUAAUGUGAGGUCUUGACCAGCAGAAAAGAAAGUCCGCCCUAUCAUCCGGCGAGUCUUGGUAUGCUUCAGGAGCCUUCUCUUAAAAUCAUUAAUGUAAUGGUUUGCGAGUGUCUCUCUAAAUUCCAGGAUGUGGCAAACUAUUAUUUUAUUCAGCUCUCUCUUCCCUUGUUAAUAUCAUUCAUUACAUGCAUAAUCCAAGUCAUCCAACCAUGUCCUCUGGACAGUGAAAUCAUAGCUGUCAACUUUUGCCUUUUCUUGCGAGGAAUCCUAUUCAGAAUAAGGGAAUUUCCCUUUAAAAGGGGAAAAUGUUGACAGCUAUGAGUAAAAUACAAAGGGGAAAGGGGGUGGGGAAGUUUGAAGAAAGAUAAAAUAAACAAAGACAACAACCCCCCCCCCCCCAAAAAACCCCACACAUAAAACAUAAAACACAUCAUCUGAAACCACUUUAAAAUCAUCAUGAAACCCAGCAAAGAGGAAACUGGUGUAAACAAAAACCCCUAAAGUGACGGACAGAUUCUGAUUAAAAACUUGAGAAACGGAGGUUUAACGCAGGCCCCUAAAAAUUAUAUUGUGAGUGCUAGGUGAGCUUCUCUGGGGAAGCCAUUUUGUGAGCACAGCACGGCCAAUGAAAAGGCCCUUUUUUAAGAAGUCACCAGUCUCACAGUGAUUUGUAUCCUGUGCAGCAUUUAUUAAGCAUCCCAUCAGCACAAGGAUUUCUUCUUGUUCAACAGGAGUUAACUCCAUCUCCUCUCCUUGUGAACCCCCUAAAUCUGUUCUACGUUUUCCUCCAACACUCUGGCGCAUGGGGAGGGCAUGGGGCACGUACCAGAUGCAAAAGGGGAAAGAGAAUCCUGCUGCCCAGAUGGGAAUCCUUUCAUUGACAGAGCACUUACUUAGCACUAUACUGGAUACAAACCUUUACUUCUAAAUAUUUUGUUUCAAACCUUAUACUGGUUAUUUUAGCAAGUAACCAUCUUGGAAAUCCAUUUGUACAUCCAGACUGUAACCCCCUGUACAAAGGUAAAUGUGACCUUUGUUGCCCUAUCCCAGAAGGUUGUCCACCACUGAAUGCAGUCACUGGACUAGACUAGAGGGAUGGAAAAACGGUUCUCCAUCCCUGUUAUGCGAUGAAAUGCUUGAUUUCUUUUCCAACAGCUUCAACGGUUUGGAGCGAAACCCCUGCUCUACCUCUCUGACAAGGUUUCCUCUUUCAAGAAUUCAGAGAAGAGGAAAAGGCUUUGAGGAAACAUCCCCUGCCGAAGGUCAGUGGAAGCCGCCUGAUGAAGUUGGCAGGCAAGUUCAACGCAUUGGGUGGAAUGAGAGAAAACUGUGCAGGUUUUCAAAGCCUUAGUUCUCACUGAGGUGGUAGACCUGUGCCAAGUCAGAUUACAGAGGGGAGCUCACAUGAGUGAAUGCUGCUCUUUCUCUGGAGAUACUCCAUGACUUCCUUGGCAGAGGUUAAGCCCAGUAAGAGAAACAAGAACUUUAUUUAUUAGUUUGACACUACUAGGUUAAAAGCAUUGAAGCAGUACAUAAUACAGAGAUUCUCCUUCAGAAAUCCUCUUGACAGACACCGCUAGGAAUCAUAUAACUCUUUUUUUCCUGCCAAUUCCUAUAUAGCCAGACAAUGUAACCAAGGGCUCAUCUACAUUUCUUCUUGACCUUUGCCUAAAAAGCAGUCUUCUCUUUGUCCUACUACUUUCCCCAAGAAAAAAAACUCUGUAGCACUGAAUCGGAGCAAAUGUCCGCCUGCAGAAAAGCCAAUUGACAUUCGCUCCAAUUCUACAAUAAAGAUUGGGUUUUCCUGGAGGAGAGAGGUAGGACACGUGGAAGUCUGGAUGAGCUCCUACUCUCAACUCCCAGUUGAAAGAAGGAAGCACCAUUUUUAAUGCAAUGAGUGCAGCCUCUCAGAUGGCUACCAUAAAAGCAGCUGAAUCUUUAGGCAGUUAUGAUGUCAGGCUGACGCCAUCUUAGAAUUUCCUCUCUGGCUACUCACAAUACAACACUAGGCCAGGCUUUCCAUAAAGCAUGAUAGAACCAGGAUAUCAGAAGCCACCAUUUCCCAUACUGCUUUGCAGUCAUCAUAUGCAGUGCAGUUUCCAUCCCACUGCAGUUUGUCUUCCUUCAAAAAACAUGUUUUUCGUUUCCUUGUCCUUUGUGGCAAAACUUAGGUAAUUAAUUCUGUAAUUGACACUGUCCUUGCCUUAUUCCACCCUGUUCAUGUAAUUGCAAAGGAAACAUAAUACAAUUAGAGAUGACUGUAGUGAAUUGCUGUAUGUAUAAUCUGUGGACUGAAAGCAACAACAGUGAAUACCAAUCAUAUUUAUUGGAUUGAUUUCCAUUCUGGGCAUGGGACAAAUAAGCAAACAAUGGCAACUUCUGCUCCCUUUUCUGGGGUUGCUUUUUUUUUGGUCAGAAUACUCUGACAUUCUUGUGGUGUUCGUAUGGAGCCCCUGGUUGUCUCACGGACUAUUGACCCAUACACCACUAAUCCACUGCCACCAACCAGGUCCUCCCUGGUAAAAUCACUUCAGUCUCAGUCAGCUUUUCAAUUAAUAAAGAAGAGUGUAUUUUAUUUCAGACACAAACAAAACUUUUACAGCAUUCCAAACGUUGUUGCUCUUUACUUUCUUAGUCUUAUUUUCAUCUCUCUGUCUCUUCUACCUCGCCACACUCAAGAACCCACGGCCCUAACUGUCUCUCUAUUACCAACUGCCUUUCCCAACCAGCCAACCCAUGAAAACCAACCAACUGCCCACCAAUACCUCCCAACCAACUCCUCCCAGAACUGGUUUUAUAAACCCACAGACUCCACCCCCCUGGGUCCUGUCUGUGCAACCUAUUUAACUAUUUCCCCUCCAGCACUCUCUCAUAUAUGUUAACGUCACAAUUCUUUAGACAGAACAUGCAACUUUGGGCAACAGUUUUCUGUAUUUCUUUUUUUCUUUUUGUAAAGGCUCUUUAGUCAAGAGUGGCAGUGGGAUGUAUUUUGCUUUUUCACUUCACAAGAGUGGACAAGCACAAAUGCAGCAUGAUUCUAUUCUGACACUAAUGGUUGGACUAAAUAGGUUGUUUUCCAAAGCUACAAAUGAAUACAUCUACACAGUCGUCUUCUGCCAGCAUAGUUUCAUGAGUCUGCAAAUCUACUAUCCUCAUAUGUUGGGAAUUUUAUGAUAACUUGGAAUAAAUAUCAAAUAAGAAAUUCCCUCCCAGAACACCUGUGUGAUUUCACCUCUCUUAUUUUCUUCAGAGUUUUAUAAUAAUAAUAAUAAUAAUAAUAAUAAUAAUAAUAAUAAUAAUAAUUUUUUAUAUAUAUACCCCGCCCUCCCCAGCCAAGGCCGGGCUCAGAGCGGCUUACAAGCAAUAAUAAAAACAAGUUGAAUGAUUAAAACUUAAAAACAAAAUUAAAAUACAACAUUAAAAUAUUGAAAUAUUAAAAUAUUAAAAUGUAGCCUCAUCGCAGGAGGAGAAGGAAAAAAGAAAGAGAAGGAGGGAAUCAAAUUGGCUUCAAGCCAUGUAUGCAACAACAGCAGCAAGAAUACUCAUCGCAAAGUAUUGGAAGACACAAGAACUUCCCACGCUGGAGGAAUGGCAGAUGAAACUUAUGGACUAUAUGGAAUUGGCGGAAAUGACUGGCAGAAUCCGUGACCAGGGAGAAGAGUCGAUGGAGGAAGACUGGAAGAAAUUCAAAGACUAUCUUCAGAAACACUGCAAAAUUAAGGAAUGUUAGAGUGAUGUUGGACUGAAAAUAAGUGGUUUCCAGCUGUACAGGUUAAAGAUAAGGAUAGAUUAAGAUUAAAGAUCAAGAUUAAAGAUGUUUAAAGAAAUGGAAAUUUAAUAAUAAAAGGAAAAAUUUAAAGGUAUAUGACAUUAAGAACAAGGAUUAUGUUUAAAAAAGUUGAAGUUAUAUAUUUUAAUAUUCUAUUAAAUUAAAGAUUGGGUUUAAAAAGUGGAAAAGAAACUGCUGGACAAAUAAUGCAAAUUGGAAUACAAAAGAGGGAGGUAUGAGGAAGUCCAGAAAAUAAGUAAUUUAAAAUUGGGAAUGGAAAAGAGAGUUUGUUUUUAACUGUUAUGUUUUGUGUUUUUGUUGUUAAAUUUUGUAUUGUUUUUCUUUGUGUGUGUUGUUUUUCUUUUUUCUUUGUGUAAAACCUUAAUAAAAAAAUAUUUAAAAAAUAAUAAUAAUAAUAAUAAAAACAAAACAAAUUGGCUUCAAGCCAAAGGCCAGGCGGAACAACUCUGUCUUACAGGCCCUGUGGAAAGAAAUCAGAUCCUGCGGGGCCCUGGUCACAUGAGGCAGAGCGUUCCACCAGGCCAGAGCCAGAGUUGAAAAGGGCUUGGCUCUGGUUGAAGCCAAUCUAACUUCCUUAGGGCCCGGGACCACUAGGGUGUUGCUAUUUAUGGACCUUGAGGCUCUCCGUGGGGCAUACCGGGAGAGGCGGUCCCUAAGGUACGAGGGUCCAAGGCCGUGAAGGGCUUUAAAGGUCAAAAGCAGCACCUUAAAUCUGACCUUGUACUCUACCAGGAGCCAGUGCAGUUUGAAAAGCACUGGGUGAAUAUGCUACCAUGGCAGACACCCCGUGAGGAGCCUCGCUGCAGCAUUCUGCACCCUCUGGAGUUUCUGGGUCAGCUUCAAGGGCAGCCCUGCGUAGAGUGAAUUACAGUAGUCAAGCCUGGAGAUGACCGUCGCAUGGAUCACUGUGGCCAGGUCAGGGCGGGAAAGGUAAGGGACCAACUGCUUGAUGCGGCGAAGGUGGAAAAAUGUCGCCUUGGCUGUUGCUGUAACUUGCGCCUCCAUGGAAAGGGAGGCGUCAAGGAUUACACCCAAACUCUUAACAGAAGGCAAUGGCACUAAUUGGGCCCCCGCAAGAGAAGGGAGUUGGUCCCUCAUCCCCAUGCCAUCCCGACCCAGCCAUAGGACCUCUGUCUUCGAAGGAUUUAGUUUCAAUCGGCUCCCACGAAACCAUCCAGCCACACCUUCCAAGCAUCUCGUCAGUGUGUUCGGGGCCGAGUCGUUGUGGCCAUCCAUCAGCAGAUAGAGCUGAGUGUCUUCAGCAUAUUGGUGACAGCCCAGCCCAAAGCUCUGGAUAAUCUGGGCAAGGGGGCGCAUAAAGAUGUUAAAAAGCAUCGGGGAGAGAAUUGCGCCCUGCGGCACUCCACACACCAAGGAAUGGUGCGACAACAUUUCCCUCCCUAGUGCCACCCUCUGUCCCCGACCAGAGAUAAAAGAGCACAGCCAGUUAUGGGCUAUGCCCUGUAUCCCCACGUCUGCGAGGCGGUGGUCCAGAAGAUCAUGAUUGACCAUGUCAAAGGCUGCUGACAAAUCUAAAAGGAUCAGCAGUCCUGACCCGCCUCGAUCCAGUUGUCUACAGAGAUCAUCUGUUAGGGCAACCAGAGCCAUCUCGGUCCCAAAACCAGGACGGAAACGGAUCUAAAGCCGAUGUUUCCUCCAGAAACCUACCAAGCUGUUCAGCAACCGCUCUCUCAAUUACCUUACCCAGAUAUGGAAGAUUUGAAACUGGGCGGUAACUGGAUAGGUCUAAGGGAUCUAAUGAAGUUUUCUUUAAGAGUGGACACACUAUUGCUUCCUUCAGUUCCCCUGGGAAUGUCCCCGUGUCAAGGGACAAAUUGAUAAUUUCAACCAGGGGGGGUCUGCGCAACAUCUGGACACUCCCUAAUCAGCCAAGAUGGGCACGGAUCAAGGAGGCAGGUGGUGGGCCUACCAACUUGGAGGAAUCUAUCCACAUCAGCAGGGAGUAUCCGAUCAAAAUGGUCCAACACUGGACCUGAAGUCAGUCAAGGGGCCUCCAGUUCAGUCACUGUAUCUAAAUUGGCAGGGAGGUCACGGUGGAGCAACAGGACUUUCUCCGCAAAAAAGCUCGCGAAUGCCUCACAGCUGUGGGUCGAAUUUGUGCUUAAAUUUGGUUGCCCUCCUAAGGACGUUAUUGACCUAAUUACUCUAAAAAGUUGUGCCGCGCGAGAGCUAGCGGAUGCAAUGGAAGCUGCAAAGUAAGAUUUCUUAGCAGCUUUCAUAGCCAUCUCAUAGGCUUUCAUAAGCGUCCUAUAAGAUUUUCUUGAGGCUCCGUCAUGAGUCUGUCGCCAUACUCGCUCUAGCCGUCUGAGAUCCCGCUUCAUUUUCCGGAGCUCCUCAGUAAACCAAGGGGCCCAGUUUCAACGGGGUGGCAGAGGGUGCUUAGGCGCGAUCUCAUCAAUGGCUGCCAAGAGCCGGUUAUUCCAGUCUUCAACAAGGUCAUCUAAUGAGUCAGGAGGAGCAGGGUCCCACAAGGCUUGUCGGAAUCUAUCAGGAUCCAUCUGUUUUCGCAGACGAGCCCAAAUAGGUUCGCCAACCGAGCAGGGGAGGAGCGGGAGGUCAAUCUUGGCUUUCAGAGUGUAGUGAUCAGACCAUGGCACUUCCACAGGGGGGAGCAUGAUCACAUCUAUGCCAGCCCCAAAGAUCAGAUCCAGCGUGUGGCCUGCUUGAUGAGUGGGGCCCAAAACAAACUGGGAGAGCCCUAGUGUUGCCAUGGAAGUCACUAGGUCCAGAGCCUGUGAGGGGGGAGCGGCAUCGGCAUGGACGUUGAAGUAGGUUUGGGAACUCCAAGGCCCAGCCCACCACCACCUCCAGCAGGUCUCACAGGGUGGCUGCCGGUGUGCUGGGUGGUCGGUACACCAGCCAGACAGCCAAGCUCUCCUUGGUGCCCCACACGAGACCAACACAUUCAAUGCCGGAGAUCGCCGGUGAUGGCAGAGCUCUGAAAGAGCGAGCCUCCCGGAUUAACAAUGCUACUCCUCCCCCCCGACCCACAGUCCGCGAUUGAUGGAGGACAGAGAAACCUGGGGGUGUUAUCUCAUGUAGGGAGACUACUUCGCCUUCCCGUACCCAGGUCUCCGUCACGCAAGCCAGGUCAAUCCCCUGCGAGACAAAAAAGUCACGCAUGGUGGCGGUUUUGUUGCCUAUGGACCUGGCAUUGCACAGCACCAAUGAUGGAGGUGGGUAAUCCUUGCUCUCCCUACCCUCAUCCCUUGGGAUGGGGCGUAGAUUGGAAGGGGCUCGAGGAUCACUGCAUCUCGAAACCCUUCGCCGAUAGAGAUAUCUAGCCCCACCGCCAUUCCUCCCUAGCCCUUCAAUAGUGGAAAUCCCAGACCCCAUACUAGCCUCCCCAAUAGAGGGAUAACAUCCCCUUAAUAACAAGUCAUCCAUGGGCCAGGACUCCUGGGUCAAAAUGGUAUGGGGAAGAGGUGGAGGUUUGAUAGGGUAAGUAUCCCUAGAAGAUAAAACCCAACCAACCGCACCCCAAGCGGGGAGGACAGUCCCAUGGUGUUUUGUUAACUGUCGAUCCCCCUCUCCCUCCUGGGUUGAUUGGAGGAUUGUUGGUUCUAUCUGUGGCUGUGGGAGUAUUAAUGAGGUGUGCGCUAUAAAAUGUGGAUCACUGGCCAACAAAGAGCCAGCUUCGGAAGAUCUGUCCAUCCUGUCUCACCAGGAGUACAGUAGAGAAGAUUGAUCAUUCUGAUAAGUUUUUGGAACAUUAGGCAAAGGUCCAGAUGUAGAUUUGGUGCUGGAUAUCUCCAGAUUGUCAGCAACAUAGAGUUCUUUAGGUGUUGUUGCCAUAGAAAUGUCGGAGGUGCCAAAUUCCUCAUCUAAUUCGGUGUCGUUUGAAAAGGGAACAGGGAGUUGCACUGAUGUCUUUCUACGGGAUAAAGAGCUGUUGGACGUCUUUAAAUAUUGUGCUCUAGGCUCUACUGUCCUUAUAUUUUGGGUAGAAAUCUCAGUCUUUAUACUCAUUAGCCUCUUCUUAACUAGGCUUACAGAGUUCUCUUUUUUUUCCUUCGGGCAAUUAGUGUUUCUAGUGUUGAGCUUGGUUUCCCUUAUCCACAUCAGCUUUGAUUCUAUGCAAGGGACCAAUUGCCUCCUUGUUUCAUCCUUAAAUGCCCUCACUGGGCGGAGAGAAUGGAACCACCAUAGAGUAUCCUUUAUCUCCAUGAUUUGAGAUGGGAGGGCUGAUGACCUAAAGGUCAUAAAUAGGCGCGUUGUGUUUCUCACGGUAGGCAGGAAGUGGAAAUUUUCUAGAUCUACAUUUCGGUAAUGGUAUUUCAGGAGCUGAGACAAGGACAUAGUAAUUUGUCUGCGGUUCAUCCACCUAUGAGUGUAUCGGUGAAUCUCAAGCAUUAUCUGGUUCGUUUGCAAGACUUGACAGGACCUCACUUCACCCAUAGAUUGAGUUGGUGAGUUGUUAACAAAGUCAUUUCUUAUCAUCCUUUUAAGCCCUUGGGCAUUUAAAGGGGAGGAGCUAGUAUCCAAUUGUUUCUCAAUGUUAACUAUUUUGGUGAGGAUUUCAUUCAGUCUUUGGAGAACCAGAACCAUAGUUUCUGCAGACAACAUGCAAAUCUCUUGGUAGGGGUGCGUAUCCGGAAUCAGUUGAAAGCAGGCUCCUCUGAUAUCUUGUUCUAGAGGCAUGGGUGGGUCAGCGUUAGGAGUAGGAGGAAUCCCUCCUGCUCCUACUCUUGCCCUUUUGGAUGGAUUAGCUUUUUCUGGGAGAAGGGGGGGUCGGGUGAUUGUCAUCCUCCUUAAGGGGGGGGUGAGGUUCCCCCAACGUUGUUACUCACUGUUUGUUCUAUUUGCUCCGUUUUCUUGGCUUCCUCAACCCGCUCUGUUUCUGAGCCAGGGAAGAUGGCGUUGGCUCUCUGCUGAUUCUUUGUUUUAGAGGAAUUGUGAGUCCCAAUAAUGAUCUUCUGGCUCUUUGCACCUCGUUUUCUCCUUCCGGCAGGCAUUCUCAAUAAGGAAGUGACAUGCAUUGCUGCACUAUCUGUUUAACUGCUGGUUACUUUAGGAAAUCUGUAUAUAAAAUAGUCCUGUAAUAUACAUACAGUGGUACCUUGGUUUAUGAACUUAAUCUGUUCUGGAAGUCUGUUCUUAAACCAAAGCAUUCUUAAACCAAGGCGUGCUUUCCCGUAGCAGUGGGGACUCAAUUUACAAAUGGACCACACUCAACAGGAAGCGAAAGAUGUUCUUAUUCCAAGACAAAUUUCACAAACCAAAACACCUACUUCCGGGUUUGCAGCAUUCUUAAUUCAAGUUGUUCAUAAACUAAGCUGUUCUUAAACCAAGGUACCACUGUAUAAGAAUGUGUACACAAAUGCCGAUAAUAUGCAAGAGUUGUUCAUAUUUUUAGUAGAACUGGCUGAAGAAAAAUAACUACCUUUUCAGGAUCAAGGAGUGAGAGAGAAAUUAGAGAAAAAAUCCAUGUGAAUAAGCUUGACAUCAAGAUUUUCUGAACAGAACAUCCCUAGUUGCCUCCUCAGUGGCAAAAUAUAGUUUGUCUCUUGGCAAGAACCUGUUAUCAAUAAUGCCAUCCAACUUGCCUCAGGGAAAAAUCUCAUGAGAUCAUUCACUCUACAUGUGUGUGUCUUCUCUUCCAAUAAAUUGAUUUGAUUUUUUUUAAACUUUUUUACCAUUCCUCUUUUUGCAGCUGUUCCUCAUUCAAUGUUACAGGGCAAUAAUUUGUGCUUUGGACAAUCUGUUGCUGGUGGAAGAAUGCCUGGGCAAGCUCCUCCAACCAUCUGACAGAGCAGACCAUCUGACAGAGAGGUAAGAAAGUUGUCAGGUUUGGCACCAGGAUACUUUUGUAGAUAUAUAUAUUUAAUUAAAUAGGUAUUUGAUUAUGAGCAGCAAUGCUAAUAAUUUUCAUAUAUUACAAACUUAUAAAUCUCUGCAUUUGGGGCUUCUUGAAUUCCACGCUGAUGUAAUGAAAAGGUCAUAAAACAGCUCAGAGUGUUGCUACAAGGACCUACUGUGUGUUAAGUAUAGUAAUUUAAUUCACUGAAAUUGUAAAUGCUUGUAUGCAUUACUAUGUGUUUAAAUUUGACUGGUUGGUAAGUGUAUUCUAGAGAGUUCUCUAGUCAUCCUCAUGUGAUUGACUAAUGUUGGUCACAUGGGAGGUACCUCAUGAAGGAGAGAUUCCAUUCUAUGUGAUGCAGGAUGGCUGUGCUUUGAAAUCCACUGUGAACACUGCUAAGUUGAAUAGAGUGUUGGAGUGCAUUUUUUCUGCUUAAAGAAAGAGAUUAAAGCUACAGGAGAAGGUAAAAGUGGAAAUCUCUCAUAAGAGUUGCACGGGAUGAGAUACAGUAGGCUGAGUGCUGGGCUCUCAGAGGAGGACAAUACAGUUGUUUGCAAGUUAGAAGAAGAGACUGUAAGCCCAUGCUUCGAGAAACACGUGACUGUAAACAUUAUGUUUUAAUUCAUCUGUAAGUUUCUGCAAGUAAAGUUUUUGGAUGUUCAAGUCUGGACAUUGGCUUAAUUUCCAAAGAAGGGUGUCAGUCAUAUAUAUGAUUUGAUCUUCUUAGCUGUGCUUUCGCUAUUCUUAUUUCAACACUCUGUGUAUUCAUGUAGCAGGAAGGAAUUUAAAUCUUAUGAGAUUCCCACUCCCCUUAAGCAGUACAGUGGUACCUUGGGUUAAGUACUUAAUUCGUUCCGGAGGUCCGUUCUUAACCUGAAACUGUUCUUAACCUGAAGCACCACUUUAGCUAAUGGGGCCUCUCGCUGCUGCCGCGCCACUGGAGCACGAUUUCUGUUCUCAUCCUGAAGCAAAGUUCUUAACCCGAGGUACUAUUUCUGGGUUAGAGGAGUCUGUAACCUGAAGCAUACGUAACCUGAAGCAUACGUAACCCAAAGUACCACUGUAUAUCAGUGGGUAAGAACAGGCAUUGCAAUGCUCUUCUCAAUUAAAUGUUCCUCCUCCUCAAUCACAGUAGAUUUCCAUUGCAGAGCUAGAUACUAAACAAGCUUCCUAUCUCUGCUACAAUGACGAUAUACUCUCUGAGCGUACCAUGGAUAGGACUUGGAGAGAGAACCACUUUCCCCUCAUAUUUUUGAGAAAAUAAUUUCUUGGAACUAUGCACACACACAUAUAGUAGUAUGUCUUCAGCAUAUCGAGGAAGAACAGAGCAAUUGAACAUUCCAUGCUUCUUUCUAGAGUAUUGCUUUUACAAUUGGACUGGUUGCAUCUCACCACAUUGAGUGCCCCCCCCCCAAGAAAAGUGCUGAGGGACUUUAUUGAGAAAUGUACAGAGGACAACCCUUUCAACAAAGCCUUUUCAGGCAUAAUAUCAGAAAUGUAAAGCAUUCAGGAAGAACUAUGGGUCACAUUUAGCAUGUGUGGCAGGCUCUAAUUUCUCACCACUAGAUGACUCAACAGUUGGAGAUUUCUAGCUUUACUAAGCCCAGCACAGAACACUGGCAGAGUAUUAUGGUUUGUGUGGUACUUGUUUUUGCAAUCUCAAGUGAAGGGCAAAAACUAGGUGUUUAUUCAGCCUCUUCUGGGAAGCUAUACGUGGUUGGAUGAGCUGAAUUUGGCUUGGUUGAACACAGAUUGUGUAGGUGUGCUGUUAGAAGACUCUAGUAAGAAGCUCAUCUUUGAGCUGAUGUGAGAGAAGAAUUUCUGUUUGUGAUAGUUGAUUCUGUUGGCUCAUUCAUACAUGCAUGCCACCCUUGCUGCCACAGGUCGCAUCAUGUGUGAACCAACCCUUAGUCUGGUUUAAAAUAAUCCAAGAAAUUCAUGCACGUAAUUCUCAGAAAAUGUUUUUCCCCCAGUAGAAUUCUGUGCAUGAUUUUCUUGAUUCCUUUUAAACCUCCUGCACAGUUUAUUACUUUCGGAGUGGAAUAGGACAAAAUGGAGCUUUUGUGUGUCCACAAAAUAAAGCAUUUCAUAAACUUAGAUUCCAAAGUCCAUUUCUAUCCCUUAAAUUUACUGAUGUGAUGGCAAAUAAUGCCGAGGAGUACUGAAGAUAUGGAUUGAAAAUAUUCCUAAUCUAUCUGAUUUUUUUGAUAAGAUUGAUCUUUUUCUUAUGCCCAUCCAAAUUUUACAUAGUUGCAGAGAAUAACUUCUGCAUAAGAUUAUCAUGCGAUAAACGAGACUUUCACACCUUAUGGUCUACAAAGGCAAACAUAGCCUACCGGACAAAUUAUUGCCUAACAGUCUAUAAAAUACUCAGGCUCAGUUUUGAUCCGCAGCCUGCCAAACCAUAGUUAGGCACACUCCCUCCCCGCUCCUUGUCUCCCCCUUCCUCCUUCCUUACAUACUGGUUUAAUGAAACCACAGUUAGUCGUUAUGUCCAAAAUGGAAAUUUAUACUUCAUCACCAGUUUAUUUUUUGAAUGGUAGGACUAUGAUCUUGUUGCUUAGUCGUUUAGUCAUGUCCGAGUCUUCAUGACCCCAUGGACCAGAGCAUGCCAAGCACUCCUGUCUUCCACUGCCUCCUGCAGUUUGCUCAAACUCAUGUUGGUAGCUUUGAGAACACUGUCCAACCAUCUUGUCCUCUGUCAUCCCCUUCUCCUUGUGCCCUCAAUCUUUCCCAGCAUCAGGGUCUUUUCUAGGGAGUCGUAUCUUCUCAUGAGGUGGCCAAAGUAUUGGAGCCUCAGCUUCACGAUCUGUCCUUCCAGUGAGCACUCAGGGCUGGUUUCCUUAAGAAUGGAUAGGAAAUCAUCCUAGUUCCCUUCAUGAAAACAAUUCACUGGCCUGAGUAUGUGCUCAGAGACCCCUUUGUUCUUAAUUCUAAGUGUACGUGGUCCUGCUACUCUGUACCUAGUCCUAGCUGGUAGACCUUAUGGUUCAAGUAAAAUGAGAAGCAUAUGCCAGAAACCUCAGUCUUGUCACCCCUGGAGUAGUUUAGAUAGAAUCUUUCUCUGCUUAAAUCAGCUAAGGAUGUUAGUUAGGAUUAAGGCAAAAUCUUCCUCCACAAUGGUGAGUUUUGGGGUGGGUUUUGUAAAUGGGUGUGUGUGUGUUGAUAGGUAGCACUUCCUGCUGUUGGUGUUUAUCCCUUUGAGUCUUAACUAUAAACAGAAUUUUUGCUGCUCCCUGGAGUCCUAGUAGCAGGGGAGCUGUUUUGACAGAUGUCAUCUCCCCACUCCAUAAGAAUUCCUCUUGGGGGGUGAUGUCUUGUGAUGCAACACUGCAUAUACAUUUGGGGGAGGGGUGGCUCAAAAUAAUAAUAAUAUUUUUUAAAAUAAAAAUAUAGGGUAGAGAUUUUUGUAAAAAGAUAAUUGUUAUUAAAGAUUUUCUUAGGUUACAAAAGUACGUGCAUUGUCUUCUUCUUUUUCAGGUUCUAGAGUCUUGCGAACAAGACUUGUUUUCCCAGUAUUAGUUCACUUUUAUCAAUUAAACCUCUAAUGUCUCCAUGCUACAGAAUUCAAGCAAUUUUCUUAGUAAAUCUAGCAGAUGUUUAAAGAUAACUUCUGCCUUUCCUCUCUCAGCAUAACAUCCAGAACACUACCCUGUUGUGUUACCGACACAUUG